Messenger RNA from Vitis vinifera (wine grape), 3218 nucleotides. RefSeq lists its product as uncharacterized. The coding region runs from base 88 to 3012 and encodes 974 amino acids. Lineage: Eukaryota; Viridiplantae; Streptophyta; Magnoliopsida; Vitales; Vitaceae. Gene Ontology annotation, molecular function: monooxygenase activity; iron ion binding; oxidoreductase activity, acting on paired donors, with incorporation or reduction of molecular oxygen. Gene Ontology annotation, biological process: sterol metabolic process. The record is from RefSeq and is a predicted model, not a curated record. The transcript has 6 exons.
UUCAGUUCUUGGAGAUAUCGCCCGGAAUAUGCCUGAGCCUUUUUCGUUGCCCAUUUUUUGAUUCAUUAUCAUCAUUGUGGGAGAGCCAUGGAUCUUUUCUCAUUUCUUCUUCACCCUAUACUCCUUUCUGUGUCUCUAUGCGUAGUCUUCCUUGUCCGCAGAUACAAAUCUGCCACCGCAAAGCUUCCGCCGGGUAAUCAAGGAUGGCCCAUCAUAGGAGAAACUUUGGCAUUCGCUUUGGGAAGCAAGAGUGGGAACCCCACAAGGUUCAUAAAGGAAAGAAUGAUGAAAUACUCCCCCGAUGUGUUCCGGACCUCCUUGGUGGGCGAGAAGGUCGCUGUCUUCUGUGGCCCCGCAGGGAACAAGUUUCUAUUCUCAAACCACAACAAGCUCGUUGCCACUUGGAAGCCGCGGUCCAUGGAGAAGAUACUGCUCUUCGAGUCUCCCCCAAAGGUAGAACCAAGAGGAUUGCGCAGCUAUGUCCUGGAAUUUCUAAGGCCAGAUGUGCUACAGCGCUAUAUACAAAUCAUGGAUUCCAUGGCACGGGAGCACAUAGAGAUGGAUUGGGCUCCUAAUAGAGAAGUAAAGGUUUAUCCGCUAUCAAAGAAGUACACCUUUGCUUUGGCUUGUCGCUUGUUCAUGAGCAUAAAAGACCCUGAACAGGUCGCCAAGGUUGCUCAUCCCUUCCAUCUGAUUACAUCUGGGCUGGUGUCUGUGCCUAUAGAUUUUCCUGGUACGCCAUUUAACCGUGCCAAGAAAGGAGGCAAAAUGCUAAGGGAUGAGCUUGUAGCAAUCAUUAAACAGAGAAGAAAUGAGUUAUCAGAUGAGGGAGAACCAGAAGUCCAAGACCUGUUAUCUUCGUUGCUUUUACAAUCAGAUGAGAACGGCAAGGGUUUGAAUGACAUGGAGAUAUCAGAUAAAAUUGUUGGUUUGUUUCUUGCUAGCUUUGAUUCCACAAGUGCUACCUUAACAUUCGUUUUGAACUAUCUCGCAGAGUUCCCUGAUGUCUAUGAUAAGGUCUUAAAAGAGCAAAUGGAGAUAGCAAAGUCCAAAGAUCCAGGAGAGUUUCUGAAGUGGAAUGACAUUCAGAAGAUGAAGUAUACUUGGAGUGUGGCAAAUGAAACAAUGAGGUUAGCACCACCUGCCCAAGGAACUUUCCGAGAGGUCAUAACUGACUUCACUUAUGAAGGUUUUACCAUUCCAAAGGGAUGGAAGACAUAUUGGAGUGUACAUACAACAAACAGAAACCCCAAGCACUUCCCAGACCCGGAGAAAUUCGAUCCCUCAAGAUUUGAAGGAAAAGGCCCUGCACCAUACACUUUUGUACCCUUUGGAGGAGGCCCUCGGCUGUGUCCAGGGAAGGAAUAUAGUCGACUGCAAAUACUUGUAUUUAUCCAUAAUAUGGUGACAAGGUUCAAAUGGGAGAAAGUAGAUCCAAAUGAAAAGGUCAUAUAUAACCCUUCUCCCAUUCCAGUAAAUGGUCUCCCGAUCCGCCUCCAUCCCCGUGAAAAUAAGGUGAUUUAUAAGCAGUCCUUUUUCAUAGCCUACUUUUUGAUUCAUUAUCAUCAUUGUGUGGCAGCCAUGGAUCUUUUCUCAUACCUUCUGCACCUUAUAGUCCUCUUUGUGUCUCUCUGUAUAAUCUUCCUUGUCAGUAGACGCAAAUCCGCCUGUUCAAAGCUUCCCCCGGGUAAACUGGGAUGGCCCAUCAUCGGGGAAACCUCAGAAUUUGCUUUAGGAGGCAAAAAUUCUAACCCUGAAAGAUUUAUAAAUGAUAGAAUGAAGAAAUACUCCCCAAUUGUGUUCCGGACCUCCUUGUUGGGGGAGAAGGUCGCCGUGUUCUGUGGCCCAGCGGGGAACAAGUUUCUAUUUUCAAACCACAACAAGCUCAUUACCACUUGGAAACCACCAUCGAUGGAGAAGGCGUUGCUCUUCCAGUCUUCUCCCCCAAAGGCAGAACCGAGGGGAAUGCGUAGCUUUGUCCUUGAAUUUCUUAGGCCAGAUGCUUUGCAACGUAACAUACAUAUCAUGGAUUCAAUGGCACACCAGAACAUAAAUACGGAUUGGGCUCCUCAUAAAGAAGUGAAUGUUUAUCCACUAUCAAAGAAGUACACCUUCACAUUGGCUUGUCACUUGUUCAUAAGCAUCAAAGAUCCUGAGCAUAUCGCUAGGAUUGCUCGUCCCUUCCAUCAGAUGUUAUCUGGGCUCGUGUCUUUGCCUAUAGAUUUUCCUGGUACAGCAUUUAACUCCGCCAAAAAAGGAGGCAAAAUGCUUCGGCAUGAGCUUGUAGCAAUUAUCAAGCAGAGAAGGAAGGAGUUAUCAGAGAAAGAAGAAUCGGUAGCCCGGGACCUACUAUCUUCUUUGCUUUUAGCGACAGAUGAGAACGGCGCGGUUCUGAAUGACAUGGAGAUCUCUGAUAAAAUUGUUGGUAUAUUUCUUGCUAGCUUUGAUUCAACAAGCACGACUUUAACAUUUAUCUUCAACUAUCUAGCAGAGUUUCCUCAUGCCUAUGAUAAGGUCUUAAAAGAACAAAUGGAGAUAGCAAUGUCCAAAGAUCCAGAAGAGUUUCUGAAGUGGAAUGACAUUCAGAAGAUGAAGUAUACUUGGUGUGUGGUGAAGGAAACAAUGAGGCUAGCCCCACCUGCACAAGGAACUUUUCGAGAAGCCAUAACUGACUUUACUUUUGAAGGUUUUACCAUUCCAAAAGGGUGGAAGACAUAUUGGAGUGUACAUUCUACAAACAAAAAUCCCAAGUACUUUCCAGAUCCAGAGAAAUUCGAUCCCUCGAGAUUUGAAGGAAAGGGGCCUGCACCAUACACUUUUGUACCUUUUGGAGGAGGACCUCGACUGUGUCCAGGGAAGGAAUAUGUUCGAUUGGUAAUACUAGUAUUUAUCCAUAAUAUGGUGACAAGAUUCAAAUGGGCGAAAGUAGUUCCAAAUGAAAAGAUCAUAUAUAACCCUUCACCAUUUCCUGUGAAUGGUCUCCCAAUCCGCCUCCAGCCCCAUGAGAAAUAGAUUGAUUCACCAUUUGAGAAGGCUACCAUGUCUGGAGUAGUCGAACUAUUCUGCAGUGGACUUAUGUUAAAUAUAUGAACUAGCAAAUAAAUGCCAUAUAUAUAUAUAUAUAUGCAUGCAUUCUGAUAUUUCCAUAAUGGAUUUACAAUAAGAAAGCAAAGUUCCAAUGAUGAAAUUUUAGAUAGGUAUAUAAUUGACCAUCAGUA